UCGCUGUUGCUCCAACUCUAGUUAGUUAGUUGUUGCAUGCACCGCGUUACGGGGGAGCUCCGCGCACUUACUACUUCACACAGAUCAGGUUUUGCUACGAAGCAACGCCAGCCGACGUCGUCAACGAAGCCGAAGUGUAGUCCAAGUGCAGUCCGUAGUCCUCGUUGCAGCUGCAUUACAUUUCUUCGUCUCCCUUUUAACAUAUUUAUUCUAAGGUGCGAAAGAGAACAAGUGGCCAAGCAGGUUGCACUCUACAUACACAUUCACGAACACACAAACACACUCGGACAGGCUGCAUGAAGUAAAACAUAAAACGCAUCCCCGGAAAUGCCAAUAGAAAGAACAACAACAGAUAAAAAAGCAUAAAUAAAGCAAGCGAUUAAGGCGAUCAAACCAAAAAACCCACAAACAACAAAGAAGAACAAAUAACUGGGCAAGCAGAAAGAGCAAGCAACAGUGUUAGAGUGGAGCAGAUGCAGCUUUCUGCACUGAAGUUGCUGCACUCACACACACACACCGACGCACACCUAAUCUUUGGCACAAAUUUCUGAAUGGAAUAAUUAUGUUGUGAUGGGCUCGUGCUCGUGUACACGGCGACACUUUCUGCUGUCAAUAUGCUUCCUGCAAAUGAUAACGAUUAUCGAACGCCAGGUAUUCGACUUUCUCGGAUACAUGUGGGCGCCCAUAUUGGUCAACUUCUUUCAAAUACUGUUUAUAAUAUUUGGCUUCUAUGGCGCAUAUCAUUUUAGAAUCAAAUACAUCAUAACCUAUUUGCUAUGGAUGUUUGUGUGGAUUGGCUGGAAUGCGUUUAUGAUAUGUUUCUAUUUGAAUGUCGGCAGCCUGGAUAGGGAAAGCGAUUUACUCAACAUGGGCACGGGUAGCGUGUCGUGGUUCGAGGCGAAUGGUUAUGGCUGCAAGCCCACCUACAAUAUAACCGCCGAUGAUCCAUUUCGUCCCCUACGCCCGGAGCGUGUCGAGGACUGUCUGCUGGACUAUACACUCGUUGAGGUCAUCCACUCUGGUGUACAGUGCGCGCUGGCGCUGCUGGGUAUACUCGGUGCGAUUCUAAUCAGCUGCAUAUUUCUCGAUGAGGACGACAGAUUCGAUUUCAUGAACGGCGACGCGAAGAGUCCACAGCACACCGUCGUCCAUCCAAUGUACGUGAGCUAUACAAGUAUACCGACAACAUCUGCAAGCGCCACAAUGCAAUCAAAUAAGCAGCUGCAACUGCAACAUCAGCAGCAGCAGCUUCAGCAGCUACAGCUACAGCAGCAGCAACAGCAAAACAACUCACUGCAAUUCAAUCAUCAGCAUCAACGACACAACAAAUCGAGCAACAACCACAACAACACCAAUACCAACAACAACAACUACAGCAAUUGCAACAGCUACAAUAAUACACUCAAUAAUGUUCACCAGCCACAGCAUCAGCCUCUAGCAGACACAGCAAUUAACCAUAACGCAUACAACCCACAUUUAACCCACACAAGUGGCAAAAGCGAGCAACUGGCCCAUAACAACAGCAGCAGCAGUGGCAGCAACCACAACGUCAGUGGCAACAGUGGCAGUGGCAGCCACAGCAGCGCCAACAGCCAUGGCAACGGGCAGAGCAACAACGCUAGCCUCAAUCGCCUCAAAUCUCAGAGUCGCCAUAACAACGAGAGCAGCCAGAUACAGACACAGAGCAACAACAACAGUCAGAGACGCAAGCGCCUCUAUCAGUCCAAGGCAAAUCCCCUCAACUCGGUCAGUCCCAUGUCCAUGUCGCCUCAAAGCGCACAAACCACGCCCUCUUUGUCCUAUGCCUCGCUGCAGAACUCCAAUCCGCAGCUGGCUGCCUCGCUGAGCAACAGCAACUAUAGCAUCUUUCAUGCCGCAAACAGUGCCGCCACCGGCGACACUAGCAGCGCCACCAGUGGGCACUUUGCCCGCAUCCACCACAAGCCGAAGCCACCCAAGUCUCAGCCAGAUGUGAAGUACACACAGUUGGCUCUCGAUCGCUUGUCCCGCAAUCUAGAGGAAGACGAGGACAACUUCUCGCUGCAGCACUUGACGCCCAGCGAGAACGGUGUUACCUAUGUGCCCUUCCAGAGUCCCACGCCCAACAGUUUGUUUGUGGGCGGCAGCGAAAGCAACAACAACUCUGGGCCACCGCACAUUGUCUUCAACUCGUUCCACGAGUCCCACUCUAGUCCCCACAACAACAACCAAUAUUCCUUUGAAUCCCAGCCCAAGUCUUUGCCCUUGGUUUCGGGCUACUCGCCCAGGCUACAGCAUCGCAGCUACCUUGGCGGCAAGCAGCUGCCACGUCCCACACAAAUCCCGAUGCCCACGGUGCCCAUUCACAGUUGCCAUGGCGUAGAACAGGAAACGUUGGCGCUUUCGCCACCGCCACCGCCUGCACCACGUCCACACAUCUUUCAGCCUCGACUCGGUCAGGCGCCCUAUCCCGAUCUCUCGCCCGAAAUCGCCGAGAAAUACGCCAUGCCCACACAACAUGUGCCCGGCUCACCAAUGGUGAAGCGUAGCCAGCGUCGUCCCCGUCCGCAACCGGCACAGGCCAAUUUCUGCGAUCAGAUACGCGAUGCGCCGCCCGGUUACAUUGUCCGCGCCCAGAGCGACGAUCGCCUGGACGAGCAGCAUCAAACGCAGCUCGCCCAGCAGUCGCAGCAGGCACCACAUGUCAAUCGACGCAGUGGGCGAAAGGCUCGUCCACGGUCCUUCUGUAAUUCCAUUGUGGGCGCCCAGGCAUAGGAUGCUCAAAGUGCUUCAUUCCUCUUGAUUAAUUGACCAAAACUUGAUAGACUUUUUUUUUUAGACAUAUGUAUAAUUUGUAGAAUGAUGGCGGCUGCUCUCCGCGUUCCACGAUCUCUCGAGCCUUCUCGCGAUUUGUGUUGCAAAAUAGACGCUGCCUGCCACGCUCUCUCACUCUCACCUCUCUUCUUCUUUAACUGUCUCUCUUAGACACUCAAGUAUGUCCAAGCUUUAUUAUAUGACUGUGUCGUCUCUCUCUAGCUCUAGCUAUCUUACUCUCUCACAAACUGUCUAUUAAAUCUUCUCCAGGUGCUGGGCAAUUGCCGCUUGUGUCCCAUGUGUUGUCCAUAACUAACUCUGUAUACUAUAUUUAGUAUGUGUUGUCGUUUUUUGUUGUGGCUAACAGAGAUUAAAUGUUAGAAUAUUACAUCGAGAUAUCUUCAAUAGGUUAGGAACGCACAGAUAGGAACACAAUUAUGAGUCCUUGUACAGUCCAGUACACACUACACUUCAAGGGCAAUGCAAGUCGAAACUUGUUAGAAUGCGGAAUAUUGGAAUAGACUACAAAUUCCUAAGUGAAGCACUGGGAAUUGAGUGGUAAUUCCAUUUAAUAAGUUAUAUUUAAUAUAAUAUUUGAUUAAAACUUUGCUGUAACUCCCAAGAGUGUGCUUUGAAAGCUUUUCAAUAUUUUGAGUUGGCAUAAAUAAUUUGCAAAUUAAACGCACUCUUGGGUAUGAAUCAAGUGAACUUCAAUUGAAAUUUUGAAUGAUUGGGAAAAACCAAUUAAAAUGUGAAGCUGACAGAAAAAAAAUAGCAAAACCUAAGCUGAUUACAAUUUAAAGUAAAAUCAAAGGCUUAAAAACUUGUUUUGUCUUCUAUUCCAACGAGUUCCAAUUGCACAUCAAUUUAAUAUUGCAGCAAAGAACAUUAGGAAUAGAAAAGAUCAAAUUCAAAUACGAAUAUAAAAAGAAAUAAUAUGAAUAUUCACUUCAAAUUUCAAUAUGAAUAGAAAGAAAAUAUCAUGAAUUUCCACUUGCAUUGCACUUUAAGUGGAAAUUAGUUUUUAAGAUUAAGCUUUAAUUCGGAUGCCUUGAAAGAGCCAUUAACUAAAUUUGUGCAAAGAUACACAAAAAACACACGCAUACAAACACAUCUUAGAGACUUUCCAUGAUGGCUUUUGUUUAAACGGUAUGAAAUGUGAUAGAAAAAUUGUUACAAAUCUGCAAAACGAGAAGCUAAAUCAAAAAAACAAACGAAAAUGGGAGAGAAGCAAAAUCGAAACGCAAAGCGGAAAGUCGAAGAAUGCCUUCAUAACUUUUAUGUUAAACUGUGAUACUACAAAACCAAAAAACGAUAAAAAGCGAAACUAAACACACACAAACAAAAUGUCACAAAACCAUUUAAAAAAAAUGAUAACAAAAUAAGAAACG
Molecule: messenger RNA, 4184 nt
Organism: Drosophila nasuta
Lineage: Eukaryota; Metazoa; Arthropoda; Insecta; Diptera; Drosophilidae
Gene: NKAIN
Product: Sodium/potassium-transporting ATPase subunit beta-1-interacting protein
Exons: 7
Coding region: 571-2754 (727 amino acids)
Biological process (GO): regulation of sodium ion transport
Source: RefSeq, a predicted model, not a curated record